AUGGCUGAACAAACAACCAAGAAAGAGCUGUUGGUGGAGUUGGAGUUGGAAAGUGCGGUGCUGGAAAUGGUCCGAAACAAGGAGCAAGAAGAGUAUGAGGAGGAGGUGAUGAAUUUAGAAGCAAGUAUAAACGAAUCGAGGGAAGAAUACCUCGUAACUGCCCGGGAAAACGAACGGAUCAGAAGAAAAGAUGAUCUUGUAAUAGAAAGAAAUAAACAUUAUAUAGAAGCAUUAAUUCAACAGGAUGUUGCGGAUAUUACUUAA
This is a messenger RNA of Dentiscutata erythropus, 264 nucleotides long. Lineage: Eukaryota; Fungi; Glomeromycota; Glomeromycetes; Diversisporales; Gigasporaceae. The record is from the annotation of a GenBank genome assembly.